AGGCGCGGAGGGAGGGGCAGUACCGGAGCCUCGGCGGGAACCCCGGGAGCGGGCGGGGACCCGGGAGCCCAGUUCUACUUCUUCUCUACUUCUUCCCCGCUGCAAGUCUGAGGAGGGAAGGAGUAGAACUUCCCCCUUCCCUCCCCUAGGCUUCGGCGGCUGAGUGACGCCAGGAUUCCUGGCCAGGACCCGCGGCGGCCGCGCAACUGGCCGAGCGAGCGGAGGAGGCGGCGGCGCGCCCAGCAUGGCCGGAACCACUCUCUUAGCUUGGCCGCCGCUGCUGCUGUCCCUGCUGUCGCUGUUCUGGGCGUCCUCGGGAGCCGGGAUCAGGACAAUCGGAGUGCUGGCCCCAGCCCAGGUGCGCGGCUUUCUGGGCGACACCACGGAGCUGCCGUGCCAACUGCAGCCGCUGGAGCACAAUGUGACGGUGACGCAGGUGACCUGGACUCGGCAGAAGCUGGCGGAGGCCGCCCGCAGCGUGGCGGUCUUCCACCCCACCCAGGGCCCCAGCUUCCCGGAGCCCGGCCGGUUGGAGUUCGUGGCCGCCAGGCCAGGCGAGGAGCUGCGAGACGCAUCGCUGGCCGUGCGGGGGUUGCGCGCCGAAGAUGAAGGCAAUUACACCUGCCAGUUCGCCACGUUCCCCAACGGCGACAGGAGCGCCCGAACCUGGCUCCGGGUGCUCGCCCAGCCCCAGAACAAGGCUGAGACCCAGGAGAUCCCGCUCAGCCAGCUCAGCCUGGAGCCUGUGCCCGUGGCCCACUGCAUCUCCAGGGGGGGUCGCCCACCCGCCCGCAUCUCCUGGUCCCCGCCCCUGGACAAGAUGGCGAAUACAAGCCAGGAGCCAGGGCCCCUGCCCGGCACUGUCACCGUCAUCAGUCUCUUAACCUUGAUGCCCUCCAGCCAUGUGGAUGGCAAGAAUGUCACUUGCAGAGUGGAGCACGAGAGCUUCGAGGAGCCGGUGGCGCUGCCCAUGACCCUCACCGUGCCCUACCCCCCCGAGGUCUCCAUAUCCGGCUAUGACGGCAACUGGUACAUCGGCCGUAGCGAGGCCUUCCUGAACUGUGACGUCCGCAGCAAACCGGAGCCCACAGGUUAUAACUGGAACACGACCAUGGGACCCCUGCCACCCUCUGCUGUGGCCCAGGGCGCCCGGCUCCUGAUCCAUACCGUGGACGAGUCCAUCAACACGACUUUCAUCUGCCUUGUCACCAACGCCCUAGGGACUGGCCAGGCAGAAGUGACCGUCCUGGUCACAGGACUUCCCAGAGAGCCGUCACAUUCGGGCUUGUCCUCUAAGAUCAUUAUCAUCAUCCUGACUUUCACUAUCAUACCGGUUGGUCUACUCCUGAUUUAUUUCUGGAAAUCCAGAAACUCCUGUUGGAACCAGCACAGUUCGUCUGCUAAUGGGAAUGUCAUCUAUUCAGCUGUUGGCUGUAAUGCCAGCUCUCCCCGGGAUCCACCGACAGAGGGCACCAGGUGACAGCAUCGGGAAUGAACAGAGAGAGUCGUCACUGGGGCUGGUGAGGAAGCGGGCCUCGCAGCUGGACAGCCACCCCACCUCAACGGAUGACGUCUCCCUCCAAAGAGACUGGCCACCCUUCCCUUGCCAGACCUCAAGAAUGUCCCCUCUGCCUCACAACACAGUGGGCGGGUGCAAGCUCAGGGGUCCUCAAGACCAACCCUUAGGUUGAGUCAUUCACCAUAAGGAGUCACAGAACUCAGGAAAGCUGUUUACACACGGUUACGGUUUACUACACUGCAAGUGGGACAGACAGAACUGUCUGUUGGAGAAAAUACCUUAGGGAGAUAGAGACCCUGGGCCAGAAUGCAGGGCAUGAGCCACUCUGCAAGGGAAAGUGAGAAGGAUCUGGGCUCCUCUCUAGGCAGACGGGAGAAUGCAGAACAGAGAAGGACGGGAAAGAGAUGCGACCCAGCAGCAUGGGAGUGGUAAGGGGGUGACAAGGCCAGUGGGGCUCCACAGUGUCAGGGACACAAAGGGAGAUCAGUUGCCUUGCUGCCACAUAAACCCCUUGUCCGUCCCCAGCCCCCAAACACCUCAUUAAAGUUUAUUUAUUACACCUCGA
Molecule: messenger RNA, 2084 nt
Organism: Balaenoptera ricei (Rice's whale)
Lineage: Eukaryota; Metazoa; Chordata; Mammalia; Artiodactyla; Balaenopteridae
Gene: PVR
Product: PVR cell adhesion molecule
Exons: 8
Coding region: 245-1480 (411 amino acids)
Biological process (GO): susceptibility to T cell mediated cytotoxicity; regulation of viral entry into host cell; coreceptor-mediated virion attachment to host cell
Cellular component (GO): apical junction complex; plasma membrane; extracellular exosome
Molecular function (GO): cell adhesion molecule binding
Source: RefSeq, a predicted model, not a curated record